This is a messenger RNA of Brugia malayi, 900 nucleotides long. RefSeq lists its product as uncharacterized. Lineage: Eukaryota; Metazoa; Nematoda; Chromadorea; Rhabditida; Onchocercidae. The record is from RefSeq and is a predicted model, not a curated record. The coding region runs from base 1 to 900 and encodes 299 amino acids. The transcript has 6 exons.
AUGCCAAAAACUUUGAAUGAAAUUAAGAAAUUAUCCGCUUAUCCAGAUAAUUUCCAAAAAGCAAUUAAUUUCAUAAAGAUAACACAAGAGUAUACUCAAGAUGUUGUGGCAGCAAUUGAAAAGUUAAUUAGUGUUUCACAGCCAAAACGUCAUUCCAAGCCGAAUGAUUUAGAACGAUUGGCACAUGUGGCGCAAAAGUAUAUGCCAUAUUUUGUUUCUGGUAGUUUUUAUGAAGCACUGCAAGCAACAGCAACAGUUUGCAUUUCGGUUGCAAAACAGGAACGUGAAGCGCAAAUGGAAGCAUUUCAACGAGUAGUUGUACCAAUGAAAAGUUGGAUUCAGGAAGAUUAUCCAAGGCUUAUGAAAGAUAUUAAGAAGUGUUAUUAUCUAAAAGAUAAAAUGGAUCGAAGUAUGGCAAGUGUAGAAGCACGGAAAACACCUGAACGUCUUAUGAGAGCGCAAGAAGCUAAAAAUAAACAUCAAAUAUUUUUUGAACGAGUUGAAAAUGAGGUAAUGCGUUAUAAAGCUGUACAUAGACAUCAUAUGCAAUGCCUUAAAGUUUUAAUGCUAAAAAAUUAUCAAUUCGAGCGGAAAGCAAAAGAUGAAUUUCUUGCAGCAUUUAUCAAAUGUGAAGCUGAAAUUAAUGCUGGUAAUGCAGCAUUGAAAGAAGCACCUAAAUAUACAACUAUUGAAGAAAUAGAUUUAAAAGAAUCAAAAAAAGAAAACGAAAAGAAAUCGGAAAAGAAAACGGUGCAAGAAAUGAAUUUAAAAUCGGAUAAAUCAGAAGGACAAAAAAUUAGUAAAAAACGAAAGAAAAUGGAAGAGCAAAUAGCUAGCAUAAAAUUAGAUAAACCGGAAAAGCAAACGGAAAAAAAAGAAAAAAGUGCUGAAACUCAUUAA